AUGGAUGUGGGGCCUGAACCUCCAACCACCCAACAAAGUGACCAGAGUGCUUUGACCGAUGAAGCUGCCCGUAAACGUCUAUGGCGGCUCUGUAAGCGUGGUGCUGAUGGGACUCUGCAGGUUCCAGAGGAAAUCCACAAAAUGUACAUGGAGGGUGGAAGAUCCAAGACCAAGCUCUUGAAGAUGCUUGUUGAUUCUGGCUUCGACAAGGAGCGGUUUGUUUCCAUGGUUACCGCCGUGUCCGAGCAGAAGGAACAGGUCAAGUUCAAAUGCUGGGCUGGCUGGGCAUCGGAAGAUAAGAUGCGUGAUGACUUACAUAUGAAAGAGAACCUUGCCUGUACUAAAGCAACACCAGUGUGCUUCUUAUAUUGUCAUUUCCUAUAUAUGAUAUAUAUAUAA
This is a messenger RNA of Cladocopium goreaui, 399 nucleotides long. The record is from the annotation of a GenBank genome assembly. NCBI's taxonomy places the organism in Eukaryota, Dinophyceae, Suessiales, Symbiodiniaceae.